AUGGCAGAACAUGUCAGAUUGGCAGCGAACGGUGACUUAGCUGACCAUUAUUGUGGAAAAAAUAUACAAAACGAAUUAAUAGAACCUAUGGCAUCAAAAGUUACAUCUUCAAUAGUAUCUCGCAUAAAGGAUUCAAAGUAUUGUGCAAUCAUAGCUUAUUGUACUCCUGAUAUAAGUCACAAAAAGCAACUUUCAAUCACAUUAAGAUGCGCCGACAUAAAAGGGGAUGCCAUUAUAAUUUAUAUCAAAAUGGACGAUGAUCGAAUCAGAUUGCUGCGGGAUGAAUUGAGUUCUGGUUCUAGUUAUGAAGACGAAAAUGACAGUGAGGUGGAAGACUAUGUGGAGGUACAAGAAGAGACAUACGCCACCGAGCAAGAAGACGACAAUGACGAAAUAUAUGAGGUAGAAGGUAGUGAAAGUGUCCACGACUUUUACUUAGGAAAGGAUGGACACACAAGGUGGAAUAAAACUCCUGCCUUAAACCCAACUAGGCAACAUGCUAGAAACAUAGUUACUCAACUUUCAGGCGCUAGAGGAGAAGCCAGAAAUUUGAAGGAACCAGGUGAGCUA
This is a messenger RNA of Brenthis ino (lesser marbled fritillary), 570 nucleotides long. The record is from the annotation of a GenBank genome assembly. Lineage: Eukaryota; Metazoa; Arthropoda; Insecta; Lepidoptera; Nymphalidae.